Molecule: messenger RNA, 1179 nt
Organism: Hyaloscypha bicolor E
Lineage: Eukaryota; Fungi; Ascomycota; Leotiomycetes; Helotiales; Hyaloscyphaceae
Exons: 3
Coding region: 1-1179 (392 amino acids)
Source: RefSeq, a predicted model, not a curated record
AUGACGAGAUUGGUGGACUGGGCUUCUGGCAAGUUGAUAAAAGUUAUCAACGUCUCUAACUUCCUGGAUACAGAGACGUCGCCAAAAAUCGAGAGAUGUGAGUAUCUAACGUCAUAUAAUUGGUUUGAUCAUCCAAAACACCCUACAAUUCUGGUACCAGGAUCACCACCGCUUUGGUCACCGUCACUAAGCACAAAGCGGCUCGAUGAAGAUUCUGGAGAGUACUUUAGAGACCCGAACGCUGCAAGAUACUCUCGCUACCCAAUCGAGCCUAUAUUCAGGGCACUCUUAGCUAUCCACCCGGACGCUAAUCUCUCAUCAUUCGAUAUUAUUGGUUGUGGAAGCACUCUUGGGAACCUUCUUCGCUUUUGUGGAGGGAUCGAUAAAGACUUCCGCUUUGAUAUUGACCGUAUUGGAGACACAGUUUUCUUCAUACGCAAGGAGAGCUCCCCUACGGCUCUGAUCCCUAGCGUAUGCGGAUACGGGCAUUCUUUUCCUGAAGCGCAUACGAUGUGGGAACCUGAUGUAAAGGGCUCAGCUUCCCAUCAACGCAUUAUACAAUACGAUUUUGGCGGGUUGAAGUUCCUGGUGCGAUCUGAAAGCGAUGGUUAUUUGAAGCAGGCGGUGGACCGUAACGCUCAGCUUAACGAUGCCGCGAUGGCAAACACUUCUGAGGACCUUCCAGAAUUGAAGGAAACACUGGCGAGCGAAGCAGAUAACUACUCCUUGCUUGAGGACCUGAGAGUCUCCGGGGGACCUUCAUCUACUGGCGGGCCACUUCACAUCGAGAUGAGAGGGCGCCGAAUUCCACAAAAGGCCAUCUUUGACUUGAAGACGCGCGCUAAGGAGACACGUCGGCCGAUAGACAUGGACGAGGUAUAUCGGAGACUCUGGGUAAAUCAAACGCCGUACUUUAUAUUUGCUGAGCACUUUAGGGGCUCUUUUGAACCACGAAAUAUACAACCAAUGUUUGUCUCUAACGAAAUAUCGAAGUGGGAGAUAGAUCGUGAAGCGUUGUUGAAGCAUUACCAAGCCGUUAUAAUGGAGAUCCUUGCGGCAACAAGAGGCUCAGCCACUGGGAAGCUCCAAGCCAUUCGGCGGGGUAGCGGGUCAUUGAAAAUUCAAGAAAGGAUUGCCGGAGAUGAUGUUCUUCCCUAUGAUCUCCGCAGCAAUUGGUAA